AUGAGAUUUAUGCAAACGCCCACCCACAGCAUCUCCCUUCCCCCUCUCACAGCUCCUCCCUUCCCCCUCUCACAGCUCCUCCCUUCCCCCACCCACAUCAUCUCCCUUCCCCCUAUCACAGCUCCUCCCUUCCCCCUCUCACAUCUCCUACCUUCCCCCACCCACAGCAUCUCCCUUCCCCCUAUCACAGCUCCUCCCUUCCCCCUAUCACAGCUCCUCCCUUCCCCCUCUCACAGCUCAUACCUUCCCCCACCCACAGCAUCUCCCUUCCCCCUAUCACAGCUCCUCCCUUCCCCCUCUCACAGCUCCUCCCUUCCCCCACCCACAUCAUCUCCCUUCCCCCUAUCACAGCUCCUCCCUUCCCCCUCUCACAGCUCCUCCCUUCCCCCACCCACAUCAUCUCCCUUCCCCCUCUCACAGCUCCUCCCUUCCCCCUCUCACAGCUCCUACCUUCCCCCACCCACAGCAUCUCCCUUCCCCCACCCACAGCAUCUCCCUUCCCCCUAUCACAGCUCCUACCUUCCCCCUAUCACAGCUCCUCCCUUCCCCCUCUCACAGCUCAUACCUUCCCCCACCCACAGCAUCUCCCUUCCCCCUAUCACAGCUCCUCCCUUCCCCCUCUCACAGCUCCUCCCUUCCCCCACCCACAUCAUCUCCCUUCCCCCUAUCACAGCUCCUCCCUUCCCCCUCUCACAGCUCCUCCCUUCCCCCACCCACAGCAUCUCCCUUCCCCCACCCACAGCAUCUCCCUUCCCCCUCUCACAGCUCCUCCCUUCCCCAUCUCACAGCAUCUCCCUUCCCCCACCCACAGCAUCUCCCUUCCCCCUAUCACAGCUCCUCCCUUCCCCCUCUCACAGCUCCUCCCUUCCCCCACCCACAUCAUCUCCCUUCCUCCUCCCUUCCCCCUCUCACAGCUCCUCCCUUCCCCCACCCACAUCAUCUCCCUUCCCCCUAUCACAGCUCCUCCCUUCCCCCUCUCACAGCUCCUCCCUUCCCCCACCCACAGCAUCUCCCUUCCCCCACCCACAGCAUCUCCCUUCCCCCUCUCACAGCUCCUCCCUUCCCCAUCUCACAGCAUCUCCCUUCCCCCACCCACAGCAUCUCCCUUCCCCCUAUCACAGCUCCUCCCUUCCCCCUCUCACAGCUCCUCCCUUCCCCCACCCACAGCAUCUCCCUUCCCCCACCCACAGCAUCUCCCUUCCCCCUCUCACAGCUCCUCCCUUCCCCAUCUCACAGCAUCUCCCUUCCCCCACCCACAGCAUCUCCCUUCCCCCUAUCACAGCUCCUCCCUUCCCCCUCUCACAGCUCCUACCUUCCCCCACCCACAGCAUCUCCCUUCCCCCACCCACAGCAUCUCCCUUCCCCCACCCACAUCAUCUCCCUUCCCCCUCUCACAGCUCCUCCCUUCCCCCUCUCACAGCUCCUCCCUUCCCCCACCCACAUCAUCUCCCUUCCCCCUAUCACAGCUCCUCCCUUCCCCCUCUCACAGCUCCUCCCUUCCCCCACCCACAGCAUCUCCCUUCCCCCACCCACAGCAUCUCCCUUCCCCCUCUCACAGCUCCUCCCUUCCCCAUCUCACAGCAUCUCCCUUCCCCCACCCACAGCAUCUCCCUUCCCCCUAUCACAGCUCCUCCCUUCCCCCUCUCACAGCUCCUCCCUUCCCCCACCCACAUCAUCUCCCUUCCUCCUCCCUUCCCCCUCUCACAGCUCCUCCCUUCCCCCACCCACAUCAUCUCCCUUCCCCCUAUCACAGCUCCUCCCUUCCCCCUCUCACAGCUCCUCCCUUCCCCCACCCACAGCAUCUCCCUUCCCCCACCCACAGCAUCUCCCUUCCCCCUCUCACAGCUCCUCCCUUCCCCAUCUCACAGCAUCUCCCUUCCCCCACCCACAGCAUCUCCCUUCCCCCUAUCACAGCUCCUCCCUUCCCCCUCUCACAGCUCCUCCCUUCCCCCACCCACAGCAUCUCCCUUCCCCCACCCACAGCAUCUCCCUUCCCCCUCUCACAGCUCCUCCCUUCCCCAUCUCACAGCAUCUCCCUUCCCCCACCCACAGCAUCUCCCUUCCCCCUAUCACAGCUCCUCCCUUCCCCCUCUCACAGCUCCUACCUUCCCCCACCCACAGCAUCUCCCUUCCCCCACCCACAGCAUCUCCCUUCCCCCUCUCACAGCUCCUCCCUUCCCCCUCUCACAGCUCCUCCCUUCCCCCACCCACAUCAUCUCCCUUCCCCCUCUCACAGCUCCUCACUUCCCACACACAGCAUCUCCAUUCCCCAUAUCACAGCUCGUCCCUUCCCCCUCUCACAGCUCCUCCCUUCCCCCACCCACAGCAGCUCCCUUCCCCCUCUCGCACCUCCUACCUUCCCCCUCUCGCUGCUCCUCCCUUCCCCGUUCCGCCUCUCAUUCCGCAUCUCAAGCCGCCUCUCCUUCCGCCUCUCAUUCCGCCCCUCCUUCCGCAUCUCACUCCGCCUCUCGCGUCGCCUCUCAUUCCGGGUUUCUUUCCGCCCCUCAUUACGCCUCUCAUUACGCCUCUCAUUACGCCUCUCAUUACGCCUAUCUAUUCGCCUCAUCCCGCCUCUCAAUCCGCCUCUCAUCCCGCCUCUCACGCCGCCUCUCGUUCCGCCUCUCGUUCCGCCUCUCAUUCCGCCUCUCGCAGCGGGCGGCGGGGAUGCUCCGACCAAGGUACGCGCAGCUGCGCGCAGGCGCGGAUCUAGCAGCAGCGCUAGGAGGGACGCGAGGCGGGCGAGGGGCUGAGAGGGCGGCAGCGUGGGCGGAUGGAGGGGCGGGGCAGCAGCGGGAUGCGCUGACUUG
Messenger RNA from Closterium sp. Naga37s-1, 2807 nucleotides. The record is from the annotation of a GenBank genome assembly. Lineage: Eukaryota; Viridiplantae; Streptophyta; Zygnematophyceae; Desmidiales; Closteriaceae.